AAAUGGGCGCACCUCUUGUGCUUCUGUAGGGUGUGUUCGCAAACUGGGUCACGCUCUGUCAGGAUUGUCCUGUCGCAUAAAAAGUGGAUAGUGACUCACGUGUCAGAGGAUGGCACGGUCACGCUCUACAUCCCCCAGGUGGAGUUACAGGUCCUUAUCACCAGCACCUAGAAAUUCUGAACACUACAAGCAAAGACAUACUUAUGGACUAUAUUAUGACUGUGAAUAUAGGAAAGAGCCACAGAGGCCUGUUGCUUGGAGAAUGGACAAUGAGCAAUAUGGACAGAGUAAACCAAGGAUUCCUCCUCAUGGAAAUAUGCAUUACCGAUCUUAUGAAUAUCGAUCACCUUCCCCAAAUUUAAGAAGAAACUCUUUAGAAAAUGUUUAUUCUUAUAAGUCUCAUGGAGCAUAUUCACCAGGAAGAGGGGACAGUAACAGAAGAUCUCAGUAUGUGCCCAAGUACUCAGAAGAUGUGCCCUACAGUUCCCAGAGGAAUUGUUAUCCCCAGAAUGUGCAGGGAAGAUACAUUCCCGAUGACCACAGAGUGAGAGGAAGUGGAAAAGCAGGGAAGCCACCUCAGAGGUCAACAGCAGAUUCUUACAGAUUCGAAGAAAAAUGGCAUGAGGAUGACUUGAGGCACCAGAGGGUAGAAAAUGAAAAAUAUUCUCAGUCAUUUAGAAGAGGACCUGAAGAUUUUGAGAAGUGGAGCUCUUUUCAGAAGAGGUAUCCUGAGGACCGUGAUUUCAGACAAUAUGCACACUCAUCAAAAAGACCUAAAGAUGUGGAGAGGUAUGAAAACCGAGAGUCUGUCAGAAACCCACAGUGGAAGUCUGGGCAUUCUCUUCUACCUUACCAAGAAAAGAAAAAUCAGUGGAACAUUGGACCCCAAAAUCACCGACACCCUCAGAGAGUACCUCCAGAGUCCAGUUCAGCAACUAGGAUAUCCUGUGACUAUCACCACAAACGUCACAAGACCUCAGAUGGAGACCAGGACUUUCCUGAUGGAAGAUCUCAGAAGUACUCCAAAGAGGAGGACAGAAAAUACAGUUCUCAAAAGGGUCCUAUAAACAGAGAGUCCAGCUGUUUUAAUGUUGGGAGAGGAAGAGAGACUGAAGGGGGCCAAGUCAAAGAACCUGUGAAGCCAUCUAAAAAAGGCAGCGCAGCCAGUACUCAUUCAAAUAAAAGUGAUGAUGGUUUGAGGCCCUAUAAUGACAAACGGAAGGACAAAGGAAAGAAAGAAGGGGGUGACAGAAAGGAGAGCAACUGUUCCAGUAACCAACUCGCUAAGACGUUUUCUGACAUGAAACCUUCAUCUGACUAUCUUAGGAAGAAAUCACUUACAGUUAAAGUAAAUGUGAAGAAAACAGCAGAUACAUUCAGGGUUGCUUCUAGCUUUUCCACAGAGAGACAGAUGUCACAUGAUUUGGAGAGACAGAUGUCACAUGAUUUGGUUGCUGUUGGCAGGAAAAGUGAGAACUUUCAUCCUGUGUUUGAACAUCUUGACUCAACUCAGAAUACUGAAAACAAAACUACAGGAGAAUUUGCUCAGGAAAUCAUAACUAUAAUCCAUCAAGUUAAAGCAAAUUUUUUCCCAUCACCUGGCAUUACUCUACAUGAGCGUUUCUCAAAAAGGAAAGAUACACAAGAUGCAGAUGUAAAUGAAAUUAAAUUGAAUUCAGAUCCAGAAAUUCACAGGAGAAUAGAUAUGUCUUUGACUGAGCUUCAGAGGAAACAGAGUAUGGUAUGUGACUCAGAAGAGUCUCUAGUCAAAAUAAUAGAUCCAAAUGACCUACGACAUGACAUUGAGAGGAGGAGAAAGGAGCGGCUACAGAAUGAUGAUGAGCACAUUUUUCACAUAGCUGGUGCUGCAGAGAGGAAUGAACAACAUUCCAGUUUUUCAAGCUUGAAGAAUACUCAUGAUGAUGGAUUCCAAAAACCUACACAUUUUAUAAAAUCAAAUUUUAGAAAAUUUAUUCAUAAACCUCAAGCAAAUUAUCCUACUAUGCAGAGAAAAGACACCAUUCCUUACAAACCAUUUGGAGUUGGGGGAAACUAUCAAAACACAAGAGGCUUUAGGAAGCCUGUUAAGACCAACUUUAGAGGUGGCAAGUUCCAGUCCCAUUUUAAAUCAGAUCUAGUACAGAAGAGCUUGUACAUUCAGGCUAAAUAUCAGCGUUUCCGGUUCACUGGUCAGAAGGGAUUUAUCACUAAUAAAUUCAGAGAGAAAUUAUUGAGGAAGAAAAAGGAAUAUACAAACGUUGCCACAGCAAUCUAACCUGGAAUUGUAAUCUGGAAUUGUUGCAGAUGGAACUGACCCUGCAGGACGCUAUUUGGGAGCAUCUCUCUUUGUCAGGAGUUAGAAUUGGCACUAAAGCACUAAUACUGUAACUUUCUUGAUAAAAAAGUUUAUUUUUCCGUAGUGGAAUGCAGCAACUUUUUAAAACUUAGCUUUUAAAUUGCAGUAUUUUAUUUUAAAAGUUGUAUUGACUAGGUUUUUUUUUUUUUCCAAAAAGUCUCAAAAGGGCAUUAUUUGUGGAUGAAUUUUUCUCUGAGCAUGGUUUGAUAGAGAGAACUGAGUUAUAUCCAGACAUUUAUAUAUUGAAAGUUAUCGGAAUUGUAUAGUAUCUGUAUGUAAACUUUAUACAGUGGCCUUAUGAUAGCAAUUUUAUACCAGAUUUUUCUUUACCUGAUGACAUUUUGGCUUAUAACUUGAAGUUUUCUUAAGUUUCUGAAAAUCAAGGCCUACAUCACUCAUACAUUUCAUGGUAUGACCUAAGAAGGUUAAUGAAAGGUGCUUCAAAUUUUCCAUCAGGUAGUUGUGAGUGCACUGAAUUUUUAGUAAUGGGUUCAGUAAGGGUCUUCCACAAUGAUUUGCUCUUCCAAUUUCAAAAUCCUAUUAUGGAAAAUAUGUAAAGAUUUGUAUGAUCUAUAUUCCAUCUUACUUUCCCUCAGGCAAGCAGUGCAUUUCAUGUUUUUAAAGGCUUUUUAAGCCUCUUACAGUCAAAAUCUCAUUUGGAAAUUGUACUUCAUUACUACAGCUUACAUUUUGCAAGGUGUUUAUUUUCAGUUCAGUUGAUAUGUAUUGAAUACCUAAUUGUAUAAGAUAAAAUUGAUUGGAUUUUAAGUGAAAUUUUAGAUUCCACUACCUUAUUUCUUUGUUUUCUGUGUUCUGCCUAUAGUAGUAUACAUUUUCAGUUAAGUUUUUGUGGAACAUUUAUUUGUAAUAAAAUAUUAUUACUCCUUCUACUUGAAAAAGUUACUUGUCAGUUUAUGAGAAUAUUAUUUAAUUUCAUGUGAGGCUUCUAGAACCUGUUGAUAUAAAAUACUAAUCUGUACUUACAGAGAACUUCCAAAAUCAAAAUCUGGCAAGAACUUGAUUUUUUAUGGCAGGAUUAUAAAAUAUCUUACUACAAAUUUUUACUGUUCUUUUAUGUAAAAGAUAGGAAGCCAUUUCCUUGGUGGAUCAGUAAAAGGGGGGUAAGAGCACUUGAUUAAUUGAAAUCAGGUAGUGAGUUGAGGUAGAUGCUCAUCUCAUGCUGCGUGCCAUCUCCACAGUCAGGUUUGCCAGCAAACAUUCCACUACGGGAAGAAUGAGAUGUGUGCUCACGGGAGUGGUCUGGCAACUGUUCUGUUGUGCUAGGUGACCAUGACAUCUGCCUUACAUCUUAAAAUAAUUUUCCUAUUCCCAUAUCCUGGGAGAAUGAAGAGCCUUACAUUUAGCUAACAUAUACUUAUUGUACAGGUUCCAUCCUAAAAUUAGAGCAGUGAAUAAGGGCCCAAGAUACAUGGAGUCUGCCAUUAUGGUACAGUCUGAUAGGGAAAAUGGACUUGAAGUGUAAAAUUGUAACUUGGUAAACAGCAUCGAUUCUCUUAUUGUAGCUUUUUUUUUAAGGGCAAGAUGGUUGAUUGAGUGUUAAUCAUCCCACAACUAAGUUCUUAUUUAGACCUACUUGGAUAUACUUUUGGCACUGUCUCAAAAUGCAAAGCAUGUUAUUUGCAAAAUUCCUACUUGUAGCAUGUGUGUGUUAAGAAAAUAUUGGGUGCAUAAGAUCUAAGGGCUAAAAAGAAAGACUUUAUAAUUCAGAGUAUGAAGUAAGGAUAGAGACCAUGUAUGUCUUAUUCACCGUUCCCAUGCUGUCUGACAUGUAGUAGCAGGAGCUCAUUAAAUAUUGAGUGAAUAAACGAGUAGAAUGUGUUAGUAGAACUAAAUAUCUAAUGUUACAUGGAGCAUGAGCAAAAGGCUAUCCACAGCAGUUUUUUGUUGGUUUGUUUUUACUGGGGAGAAUUUGAAUUCUCCAAUGCAUUCGAUUUUAGAAGAGAAAUAUCUGAUUUUAUAUGCCAUUUCUUGUCCACUUCCUCCCCUGUGUGCUAGGCCAUUCCCUGGUAUAGGGAAGACAGAAGAUAGCCCCUGCCCUGAGGAACCUCAUGCCAGUGGGGAAGAGAUUCACAAAACAACAAAUUGCAAAGUAGACUGUGAAGCAAUAGACUGGACAUAGAUGCAAAGGGUCGAGAGAAAUUGGGCAUUCCCAGUUGAAUGUUUCCUGGACACAUUUCUUUCUUAGUAGUUUCACAAACCUCAGAAGGCACUUUUCUAUUAUGGUUUUGUUGUUUUAAAUGUCUGUGGUUUGCAGGAAACUGGGUAAAGUUUACGCAGCAUCUCUGUGUCCUCUAGCUGCCUGUAAAUCUACAAUUUUGUCAAUAUAAAUUUCAAUUUAAAGCAGCAAUAAAAUUAUUCCAGAGAAAGCUGCUAUAUUUUGGAGGAUACAUUUUCAUUUUUUUCUAUUAGAAAAAAAGUUUUAACAUUAUGAUUUGUAUGGAUGCACAAUGACAGACUCCAUUUUACCCAAUAUAUCCUGUGUUUUCCUUUUUUUUUUUUUUUUUUUUUUUUUUUUUAAAGACUGGAGAUACUUCUAGGUGGAAGCAGGAAAAAGUGAAGCUGGAUUGGAAACUUUCUGCCUUUAUCUAGUAAACUCAACCAUCAUCAGCAACAAAUUUGCCGGCGAUAACCACACAAAGAAGCACUGAGUAGCCAGAGCGACAGCGUCUUGGUGAUGAUGGUCCCCAGUAUGGUCACAAGGACUGAAGGGAAGGUGAGGUCUUUGCCAUGUUGGAAAGCCUUAGUGGAAGAGGCAAGACUCCCCAGGAUCAGCCAACUCCCAGGAAGCCAAAGCUUGCAGGAUAAGAUGUGCCUUUGGCAGGGUCCAGUAAACCCUGGUUCUGUACCUUUUGCUUUUUUAAUUUAAUGUUUUUUAAAUAAUAUCAUAGUUUAUUUUUACAUCAUUUUGUGCCUUUUUCCAUCUCAGUCGUAGUCCCCGUGGGCUUCCCAUCACCAAAUCACCCAUGUGCCGUCACCAUAGGGUUCUGGACAUUUAAUGGGAACCCAGAAGAAAAGGGAUUCCAGGUUCCCUAACAAAGUUCCAGUAAAAGAAAUGGUAUGAACUCUGAGUCCAUUAAAUUACAGAAGAUUUGAAAACAGGUAUCACAGUUGUAGAGUUAUGGUACACUGGUGGAUUGGGGCAUGGACAGGAACAUGAGAUGAAGAUGAGCUAACCGCUUCCUUUCCCUUGGUCAGGUGUCAUGUCAUGUUACAAUUUCUAGCGUUACAUAAUAUAGGAAACCUAGUGACAACCUUAAGCUUUUCAGCCCUUCACACAGUGGUUCUCUAAGUGAGGUCCCCGGCUAGUAGCAUCAGCGUCACCUGGCAACUUGUUAGAAAUGCCCCUCACCCCAAAACAAGUGAAUGAGAAGCUCUGGAAUUGGAACCCUGAAGUAUGUUUUAAUAAAUCCUCCAGGGGAUUCUGAUACAGGUUCAAUUUUAGAGUCACUGCUAACUUAGUAGUACUUAAUGAUGAGACAUUUUUCUGAAGUUCAACAGCCCCUUGGUUUCUAGAUUUUUUUCUAUGAGAUAAAACUAACUGUAAAAUUUAAAAAGUGUAAUGAUUUUAAAUGACUGCU
Condylura cristata (star-nosed mole) is the source of this 5955-nucleotide messenger RNA. It is a transcript of the gene BCLAF3, whose product is annotated as chromosome unknown open reading frame, human CXorf23. NCBI's taxonomy places the organism in Eukaryota, Metazoa, Chordata, Mammalia, Eulipotyphla, Talpidae. Gene Ontology annotation, cellular component: mediator complex. Bases 110 to 2275 code for a protein of 721 amino acids. The record is from RefSeq and is a predicted model, not a curated record. Gene Ontology annotation, molecular function: transcription coregulator activity; DNA binding. The transcript has 12 exons. Gene Ontology annotation, biological process: positive regulation of transcription by RNA polymerase II.